AUGUGCCUAAAUAUUCUGUUAGAUAAUCGAGUCGCCGGUCUCCGUCCGGAUCAGCAAUGGUUCCCGGUGCACCAACAUCAAGCCAGGCACAAGCGGCAAGACCCCAGCCCAUAUCUACCUGUAUCCUACAUCAUACCAGGAGGGGAAGGGUCAGGGCCCUGGGGCGAGUGGGGAGAAGUCUCCUCUUGCUCUAGGACCUGCGGAGGAGGCGUAGCCAGUCAGAAGAGAAUAUGUCUCGAGCCAGAAUCACAGAAGUCGUGUACUGGCGGCGACACGAAGUACUUCUCAUGCCAGACGCAGGACUGUCCCGCCGGCUCGGGUGACUUCAGAGCCGAGCAGUGUGCGGAGUUCGACGACAAGGAGUUCCAUGGCAACAAGUACAAGACCCAGAACCCUUGCGAGCUAGCUUGUAAGCCGCGCGACGAGCGGUUUUACUUCCGACACAAGCCUCAAGUGGUGGACGGCACGAGGUGUAAUGACGAUUCCUUCGACGUGUGCGUCAACGGAGUCUGCAAGCACGUGGGCUGUGACAUGAUGCUGGGCUCCAGUGCGAGGGAGGAUAAGUGUAGGGUGUGCAGAGGGAACGGCACCAACUGUUUCACCAUGGAGGGAUUUAUUAACUCUCAGGAUCUCUUUCAAGGGUACAACAAUCUCUUAUUCAUUCCUGAAGGCUCCAUGAAUAUUAUUAUCGAGGAAGUGGAACCUUCAAGCAAUUAUUUAGCAUUAAGAGACAAAAACGGCUCGUACUACCUAAACGGCGGCUACAACAUGAACUUCCCGGGCAAAAUCAUCGUCCCUGGUGGCUUCUGCUCUUAUAAUCGGAUAGAACAAGAUUUCCUCUCAUUAGACACCCUCCAUUGCUUGGGACCCACAACAAAACCACUAUAUCUCUAUCUUCUUCUUCAAGACGAAAACGUGGGAAUCAAAUACGAAUUCAGCUUUGCCGUAGAAAAUAACAAUCCCAGCGAAAAGCAGUACAACUGGGUGUAUGAAGAGUAUACGCCGUGCAGCGCCACCUGCGGUGGAGGUUUCCAAACUCGCAACGUGACAUGCAGAUUUAGGGAAGAGCUGGAGGUAGUUGACAACAAUUUAUGUGACGAGGGUCUGAAACCCCCCACGAACCAGUCCUGUAAUCAAGAUCCCUGCCCCGCGCAGUGGGUGGCAGGACCUUGGGGAGACUGCUCCAAGAGGUGUGGCAGCGGAGGAGUCAGGUCUCGGGAGGUCACGUGCCAGAAAGUCAUAGCUAAUGGCAUCGCAUCUAUAGUUCCGGAGAAGGAGUGCUUCGAGUUACUGGGCCCGAAACCUGAGUUAUUCCAAAAGUGUAACGAAGAUGCUGCCUGUCCCGACUGGUUCGUUGGACACUGGAAACCGUGUGACAAACUCUGUGACGAGGGCAAGCAGACGAGACAGGUGGUGUGUCGCCAGAAGAUCAAUGGCCGCGUCACAGUGCUAGCUGACGGGAACUGUACAGACGAGAAGCCAGCGGUUGAGCAGAAGUGUAUGAUACAACCCUGCGAUGGUGUGGACUGGGUCACUUCUGACUGGUCAGAAUGUGACACCUGCACCUCAAACUCACGAACGCGAAAGGUGUUAUGUUUGACGAAACACCAUAUAAGAAUAAAUGAUAGCUUCUGUAGCCAUCACCGACGACCAGUGGAGCAGGAAGAAUGUGUCGGGAACCUCGCGCAGUCUAAGGCGCAGUGGCAUGCUACGGAGUGGAGCAAGUGUUCUGUUGCAAGCGGCGAUAGAGUUCAGACUAGAAAGGUAUUUUGUGGCGUUUACAAGAACGAGAGCCUGGAACAGGUGGAGGACUCAAAUUGUACACACCUUCUAAAGUGUAACGUCGCCAAAUCUUGCUCUGAGUCUGAAGAAGAGUAUCCCUCACAGUGGUUCACUGGACCCUGGUCUUUAUGCAGCGAAUAUUGUGGUGGAGGGGAGCAGUAUAGACGUGUCACCUGUAUGCGAGGGUGGAAGGAAGACUUCAACUGCCCUUUGUCCAAUGUACCAGAUUCUACACAGUUAUGCAACACCCAACCUUGUCUCCCAGAAAUCAUCGAAAUACAGGAUUCAAGCAGCCCUGGUGAAAAGAAGCUACAAUGUAAAGACAGUAAGUUCGGCUGCUGUCCUGAUAACAAAACGGCUGCUGUGGGUCCAUUUGAUGAAGGUUGUCGAAUCCCACGUGAAUGCAGUUAUUCCAUCUUUGGUUGCUGUCCUGACGGUGUGUCCCCCAAGCUGAACGAGACUGAUGAAGGAUGUCCCGUGGAGCCCUGCGCAGACACGCUGUUCGGCUGCUGCCUCUCUGACAACAAGACUGCGGCUCAGGGCAACGACCAAGACAACUGCCCACCACUGUCACCGUCCUGCUUAUCAUCUUUAUUUGGCUCCUGCACUAACAAUGAACCUGAAGUCACUGGAGUAAAAAAAAUGGAUUACCUUGAAAAUAUAACUACUACCACUGAAGGCUCUGGGACCCUUGAAACUAGUGAAGGAAGCACCAACGGAACAGUCACCACGGAGGUCGAUAGCACCACCCUGGACAGUAGCAAUUACAACAGAACUGAAGCCAAAAGACCUAAAGAUCCUGUAAGGACGCCAGCCAGGAUUGUCGGAGGCGAGAAUGUCUUAGUGAUUGGAGAGCUAGGUAGCCCGCUUUCAGUGCUAUGCCUGACGUAUGGGAACCCGCAACCAUAUGUAUUAUGGUAUAAGGGCUAUGACAUAUCAAAUGCACUAUACAAUGAUGAUGUGUACGAAGCAAGAGACAAUGUUCUUCUGAUCAGAAGUCUGGCUAUGGAUACUCUCGGACAGUACACAUGCCAAGCCUACAACGGACAAGGAAAAGCAGCGAUAUGGACCCGGAGGAGGUCGACAGUGACGGUAGCCCCUGCAGCACGUCACCGCACGGUUGCUGCGAGGAUAAUAAGACUGCCGCCGAUGGGCCCAACUACGAAGGAUGCUGCUUGCUGCAAACCUUUGGAUGCUGCCCAGAUAACCGCAAGCCUGCCGAAGGACCACAUCUUGAAGGAUGUGGGUGUCAAUACUCGCUUCACGGAUGCUGCCCUGACAACGUUACCAUCGCUCAGGGAGCCGACAACCAGGGCUGUGGCUGCCAGUAUACGCAGCACGGCUGCUGUCCGGACAGACAUACGGCUGCCUCUGGCCCUGACAACGAAGGCUGUGGCUGCAGCACGUUCCAAUUCGGUUGCUGCCCUGACGGCGUCACCAUCGCCAAGGGACCUGAACAGCAAGGCUGCCACUGCCAGUACUCCUUGUACGGCUGCUGCGGAGACGGCGAGACCCCGGCGACUGGCCCUGACUCUGCAGGCUGCGACUGCUCCACCAGUAAAUACGGCUGCUGCCCUGAUGGAACUACUUUGGCAGCUGGUCCUAAGUUCCUUGGGUGCACUGAUGUACCUGAGAAUAAACAAGCUGCCUGCAGCCUGCCGACAGACCCAGGCUCGUGUCAUAACUUUACGGCGAUGUGGUACUUCGACAUGACGUACGGAGGCUGUUCCCGAUUCUGGUACGGAGGCUGUGAGGGUAACGGUAACC
Messenger RNA from Spodoptera exigua (beet armyworm), 3549 nucleotides. The record is from the annotation of a GenBank genome assembly. Lineage: Eukaryota; Metazoa; Arthropoda; Insecta; Lepidoptera; Noctuidae.